CCAAAUAACACAAAAAAACCCUCAAAACACAAACCCUUUCUCACACCAGUGAAAGCUUGAACCCUCAACAAUUUCACCUCCACAAUGAGAUAAUCAACCAACAAAUCCACUCAAAUUCCACCAAAAUUAUGGUUUCGAAACACUCCGGCAAAGACAGCGAGGAUGCCGGUGCCGAAGCUGACGUCGAUGCCGUUGUUGUUUCGUCACCGAGACCGCUUCGCACCAGCGAUAGGCUCCGAAAAAGACCGAAAUCAUUCAAUCGGUUUGUGUAUCCGAAUUCGAAACGGAGUAAGACUCGGAGUAAGACACGGAGGAAGACGAAAACUAGGGCUUCAGCUGUUCAGAUUGCCAAAAGGAUGUCUGGAGACAGUAAACAGAAUAAUUCGUCUACUACAGAACAUCUUCGACGUUCCACAAGACAACGGAAAGUUCCGGCAGGUCUUGACGGCUACACAGAUGACAGUAGUGAGGAUGAUGACUUAAUGGGUCCCAAGUACCAAGUUUCUAGAAGCCGGAAUUCUAGCAGUGCUAGACAUAAAGAGAAGUUUUCGCCACGUGAUGAAAAUUAUGGAAUGAGAUCACGUCUCCGUCCUCGUUCUAAUACAGGUUCAAGAAAACUAAUUCUUGAAUCAGAGGACGGAGGAGAUGGUUAUGAGGAGGAUAACGGUCAAAACGCAACGGAAAAUGGCAAUGAGAUUGAGGAUAACGACGCGGAUGACGGUGAAAGCGAGGAGGGCGGUGCUGAGGGUGACGGUGAUGAUGAAGGUGAAGGCGAAGAUGAAGGCGAAGAUGAAGGCGAAGAUGAAGACGAGGAAGACGGUGACGAUGAAGACGUUGAAGAAGAACAGGACGGUCGGAGACGAUACGAUUUAAGAAACCGCGCAGAGGUCCGACGGUUAUCCAUCGAAGAAGGUAAACAACGACCACGAUCUCCGAGAAGAGUACUUCAACAAGGAGUAGGUACAAAACACAGUCGGGACGUUAGAAGAGGUGGGUCCCGAGUUCAUAAACGCCAUCGGAUAUCACGUGCCGACGAUUCAGACGAUUCACUUCUCGUCGAUGAGCUGGACCAAGCCAUGCCUAUGCCAUGGUCACGUGGGGCGAGCCGGUCCGGUGCACCACCGUGGCUUUUAUCCGGACCAGAUAUGCACGGGACAUCGGCUUGGGGGUUAAACAUUGCUGCAUCCGGUUGGGGUCAUCAGGGUGACGUUUUGGCUAACCUAGCUUCCGGUGUUCAAACCGCGGGGCCCAGUUCCAAGGGUGGGGCCGACAUUCAACCGUUACAGGUUGAUGAAAGUGUAAGUUUUGAUGACAUCGGUGGGCUUUCGGGCUAUAUCGAUGCUUUGAAAGAAAUGGUCUUUUUCCCGUUACUGUACCCUGAUUUUUUCGCUAGUUACCAUAUUACCCCUCCGAGAGGCGUGUUGUUAUGCGGUCCACCUGGCACUGGGAAAACACUCAUCGCACGCGCUUUAGCUUGUGCAGCUUCGAAAGCCGGACAGAAAGUAAGCUUCUAUAUGCGAAAAGGUGCUGACGUGCUUAGCAAAUGGGUUGGUGAAGCCGAACGACAAUUGAAGAUGCUGUUCGAAGAAGCUCAAAGGAAUCAACCAUCUAUAAUUUUUUUCGACGAAAUUGACGGUCUUGCCCCUGUUAGGUCAAGUAAACAGGAACAGAUUCAUAACUCCAUUGUUUCAACGCUACUUGCUUUAAUGGACGGUCUCGAUUCACGGGGUCAGGUCGUUUUAAUCGGUGCAACCAACAGAAUUGACGCCAUUGAUGGAGCAUUAAGACGACCCGGUAGAUUCGAUCGUGAGUUUACGUUUCAGUUACCCGGUUUCGACGCACGUGCGGAAAUACUAGACAUUCAUACUCGAAAAUGGAAACGACCUCCGUUAAAGGAGUUAAAACUAGAGCUUGCUGCUAGUUGUGUCGGCUAUUGUGGUGCUGAUUUAAAAGCUCUCUGUACCGAAGCCGCAAUUCAGGCUUUUCGCGAAAAAUAUCCUCAGGUUUACACUAGUGACGAUAAGUUUCUUAUCGACGUUGAAUCGGUUGAAGUUGAAAAGAAACAUUUUAUGGACGCUAUGUCAACAAUAACUCCAGCUGCACAUAGAGGCGCAAUUGUUCAUUCUAGACCGUUAUCUCCAGUUGUUGCACCGUGUUUACAACGGCAUCUUCAGAAGGCAAUGAGUGUUAUAUCCGAUAUUUUUCCCGCUCUUGAUGUUUCGUCUGAAUCCAAGAAAUUAUCUAUGCUUGUUUGCGGUUUUGCUCUUCCUCUUGUGUACAGACCGAGGCUUUUGUUGUGUGGCGCGGAGGGUGCCGGACUGGAUCACUUGGGACCUGCUAUCUUACACGAACUGGAAAAGUUUCCGGUUCAUUCUCUAGGGCUUUCAUCUCUUCUCUCUGAUCCGAGUGCUAAGACACCAGAGGAAGCUUUGGUACAUGUGUUUGGUGAAGCAAGGAGAACUACACCUUCUAUACUCUAUUUACCUCAAUUCCAUCUUUGGUGGGAAAAUGCACAUGAGCAACUUAGAGCUGUGCUGUUGACAUUAUUGGCAGAGCUGCCAUCGGAUUCUCCUAUACUACUUCUUGGAACGUCCUCACUUCAGCUCGAUGAGCUUGAUGGGGACCCGUCUUCUGUGUUCCCUUCACGUAACAUCUACCAGAUGGACAGACCAUUAAUGGAAGAUAGAAGUAUGUUUUUUGACCGUCUGAUUGAAGCUGCUUUGUCAAUAUCAUCAGAGGGACCCAAAAGCAAGUCCCAGAAGUCGGCUGCUGUUCCCGAACUCAGCAAGGCACCAAAGGUAGACACGGGUCCCAAGGUCUCCGAACUAAAAGCUAAAGCAGAAGCCGAGGGUCAUGCUCUCCGAAGACUGAGAAUGUGCCUCCGUGAUGUUUGCAACCGGGUUUUGUAUGAUAAGCGUUUCAGUGCUUUUCACUACCCCGUGUUGGAUGAAGACGCCCCGAACUAUCAUGCGGUUAUUCAAAACCCAAUGGAUAUGGCUACCCUUCUACAACGUGUUGAUGCCGGAAAAUACAUAACUUGCAAGGCCUUCUUAGAAGAUUUUGAUCUCAUUUUGGCAAAUGCAAAGAUAUAUAACAGGGAUGAUUACAAUGGAGCUAGGAUUGUCAGUAGGGCUUACGAACUUCGAGAUUCGGUUCAUGGGAUGCUAUCGCAGAUGGACCCCGCAUUGGUCGCUUUCUGCGAAAAGAUUGCUGAAAAUGGUGGCCCGGUGUCUUUGCCUGAAGAUGUAGCGGGAUCUUCUUUCCAGGAUGUUCCGGUUGUUCAGAUGGCAACUACGACUAGGGCUAGCGCACGUCUUCGUCAUGUCCAGCCCGAAGUUAAUUUAGAUCAAAGCUAUGUAGCACUAAAACGACCCAAGAAGACCGCUGAUCCUUCACAUACAGCUUCAACAGCCGAAGAAGGAUCUCAACAGCCUCAAGAACCAGCAGCCGAAGUUCAAGAUGAUCCAAACCCUGGUGAAAGCUCACCGCCUGUUUGCAUUGACGUCAACACUCCUUCCAACGAGGUUACCGAACCAAAAUCACAAGAUACCAUCAUGGCAGAUGUUGAAAGUGACGGCAAAAUAGAAUCCGCAAAGAAGCUGUUGUUGGAGCGCACUACCGAUUAUGGGAUUCCAGAGUUAGAAAGGCUGUAUACCCGAAUUGUAAAAGGUGUAUUUGAGUUGAAAAAUGUUGAAACCGACAAUCUCAAGCCCGCUGUUUCAAACUUUCUGCUACGCUUCGCUGAAAACGAGGCUAAUUUUUAAAGCGAACCAUCAUUUUUUCUUUCUUGCUGGUUAGAUUUUGCAUGUUUUAACAGACAAUUGGAAAUUUUUAAUAUGAAUCCAAUCCGAAGUGGGAUAUUACAAUUACUACAUUUUGUCUUUUGACUUCUCAUUCAUUAUUAAAUUUAUGG
Helianthus annuus (common sunflower) is the source of this 3913-nucleotide messenger RNA. Its product is annotated as ATPase family AAA domain-containing protein At1g05910. Gene Ontology annotation, biological process: positive regulation of transcription by RNA polymerase II. NCBI's taxonomy places the organism in Eukaryota, Viridiplantae, Streptophyta, Magnoliopsida, Asterales, Asteraceae. Gene Ontology annotation, molecular function: ATP binding; ATP hydrolysis activity; chromatin binding. The coding region runs from base 129 to 3764 and encodes 1211 amino acids. Gene Ontology annotation, cellular component: nucleus. The transcript is spliced from 10 exons. The record is from RefSeq and is a predicted model, not a curated record.